Messenger RNA from Octopus sinensis (East Asian common octopus), 7681 nucleotides. Its product is annotated as delta(14)-sterol reductase TM7SF2. NCBI's taxonomy places the organism in Eukaryota, Metazoa, Mollusca, Cephalopoda, Octopoda, Octopodidae. Gene Ontology annotation, cellular component: nuclear inner membrane; endoplasmic reticulum membrane. Bases 190 to 1797 code for a protein of 535 amino acids. The transcript is spliced from 11 exons. The record is from RefSeq and is a predicted model, not a curated record. Gene Ontology annotation, biological process: sterol biosynthetic process. Gene Ontology annotation, molecular function: oxidoreductase activity, acting on the CH-CH group of donors, NAD or NADP as acceptor.
AUCGAUUUCGGCACAUUAUUGAACGCGAAAGUCAUGAGAACUCCUACAAGGGAACCUCUACGACCUGCUAGAGGUAGCAGUCAAAUCUCUCAAAAUCACACCCCACCGUCUCAGAAAACGUGGCUCAUAAAAGAACGUAACCCUAGAUAUACAAAAAGAUGGGAUGGUCAUGGCUAGAAUGCCUUACUCAUGUCUACUCGAUCAGCUCUAACCCUGGGAAGAGAGCUGACCCUAUUAAUUCCCAAAAUGGCAAAAUCUAAAAAGGAAGCACGUUCAAGAUCAAGAAAGAGAUCUACUUCCAGAAGUCGAAGUCGCAGUCGUACAAGGACUGCUGCAAAGAAAUCUGCAUCAACCACAACAACACCAGUCCAGCGCAAAACGUCAUCUCAGACAGUUGCAAAGUCUACUCCCAAAACUGAUCCUAUUCGGAUAUCAAGUCGAAUUGCAGCAAAGGAAGAAAAGAAAUUGUUUGUCGAAAAGUUAGAAACUGUCCAAAUCAAACAGAUCUCUGAAACCAAAACAAUUCCUGAUGUGAAGAUUGAAGAUGAAAAGAAAAUUCGGAAGACACCAAAGAAACAUAUUGGCAGUGUUUUGGGUGCCAUAUCUUUUAUGAUUUUGUUUCCACUUGCCACCUUUUACCUGGUUCUGUUGUGCCACAAGUAUCAGUGCAGUAUCACAAGUCUACCCAAAAUACCAAAGAACUGGAAAUAUUACUUUGACCCAUACUCUGCCAGUAUUGUUGUUGGUUGGUUCCUGCUUCAGUCAGUAUUAGCAAUCAUUCCAGUGGGAAGAAAAGUUACAGGACAGCCUUUACCAUCUGGUGGUCGUCUGACCUAUCGCUGUAAUGGUUUUUUUGCAUUGAUAGUUGUCCUUGCUAUGUUUGGACUUGCUGUCUACUUAGAGCUGCCCAUCACUUUUGUGUAUGACAAAUUAUUUUCAAUAGUCAUUACAUCAGCAAUUCUAGCUUUUAUCCUGAGCAUUGUAUUCUACAUCAAGUCCAGAUAUGCAUCACCAACAGCAAUUGCAGCUUCUGGCAAUACUGGUAAUGUAAUUUAUGAUUUCUUUAUGGGUCACGAAUUGAAUCCUCGUAUUGGUCCUUUGGAUAUGAAAUUUUUAAAUUUCCGAAUGAGUUUUCUUACCUGGCUGAUGAUGGAUAUGUGCCUUGUUCUGAAAGCUAGCCAAGAUGAUGGUGGAAUUUCUCCCUCUAUUGCAAUUGUUACAAUCUUCCAAUUUAUUUACAUUGCUGAUGUGCUCUGGUUUGAGGAAACACUCUUAGUCAGUAUGGAUGUUCUCCAUGAUGGCUAUGGUUUCAUGGCAGUUUUUGGCAAUAUGGUAUGGAUUCCUUAUGUUUACUGUAUUCAAGGACUUUACUUGGUGCGACAGAAAGUGCUACUUCCCUAUUAUAUAUUGGCUCUCAUUGCAGUGUUAAAUUUUGUUGGUUAUGUCAUUUACCGUGGAUCAAUCUCUCAGAAAUAUGAAUUUAGAAAAGAUCCAUUCCAACUCAGUAUGGCCCAUCUUGAGAGCAUACCAUCAAUAAGUGGUAAACGCCUUCUCGUAUCGGGUUGGUGGAAACUGUGUCGCAAACCAAACUACUUGGGUGAUAUCAUCAUGUCUGUUGCCUGGUCUCUUACGUGUGGAUUUGGAAGUAUUGUGCCUUAUUUCUAUCCCAUCUUUUGUAUAACCUUCCUAAUUUUACGGGAGCGUAGAGAUUAUGAUCUCUGUAAGAAAAAGCAUGGCAUUAGCUGGGACCAUUACUGCAAUGCUGUUAAGUAUCGGAUCUUCCCUUAUAUCUACUAAAACUAAGACUAACCACCCUAGUGGUACUACAAAGACUUUUUCCUCACAUUCUUUAACUGCAGCAUUCAUUCACACUCUUUUCUAAAUAUUUUCUACAUCCUAUUAAUUAUUUUUCCCCGUUCCAUUCCUUUUUCAUGAUUUUAUAUGUACAUAAAACAAAAAGAACCACAUUUUCAUUACUUGUGUAUUUGUCUCCACUACUGGGACUCAAGCAUUUUUUUUUAUAUGUACGUUUUUCAUUUAAGUUUGUUUUUAAUUUCAACCCAGUUCUUAUAACCCCUAAAUCAUGUUGUCAUUUCAACUAGGUCAAAGCAUUAUAGAUUAAGAAUAAGUGACUUAGUUACAGAUAUCAGUUGUAGCCAUCUCAUUUACCCUCUUCCACAAAUAUUCCUUUGUGCAUCUAUCAGUAUUCAGUUAAUCCUGACAUUUUUGGUACACUUUUGUACCUUUUUAAAAUUCAAUUCAGAUAUUAUAGGGCUUGUGAUCAGUCAUUCUGUUAUUGUUAUCUUUAUUAUUAUUAUUGUCUAUAAUUCUCCCAUUUACCUUUUAUUUAAUGUCUGUAGUUAACGUUUUAUAAAAACUGAUCUCAUUUCUCAAUACAUUAACUUUUUAAAAAAUUGAAAGAAAAAAAAACCUCAUUUAAUAUGUAGCUGUAUCAGUAACAUUAUCACAAGUAUACAGCGAUGAUGGUGAAAAGUUUACAGACAUCCAAUAUUUUUGACUACUAUAAUACUAGGCUGUGUCAGAUGCUGUAUCACAUUUGUGUAGAAAACAUUUUCUUAAAAAUACAGCUGAAAAAUACAUUUUUUUUUGUGCUUUUCAAAUUCAAUGGAAUCAUUGAAUUUGAUGAUUAACUUUAACUGUACAGUCUUUGAGAAUAUCAUUACAAACUAUACAUAUACUUUUUUUUAUUACUAUUUAUGGACUUUAAUUUACACACUUCUUUGCUUAGCUUUAAAUGUCAGAAACUUGAAAUUUCAUAUAUUUUUUUAAUCUUUAACAUAAAACAUUGACAGUAUUACUAACUGGUGAUUUUGUUUUACUUUAACUAUAAUUGAGAAAAAAAUGACUUGAUAUUCAUUAUACAGAAUCACUAAGAUAGCAAAGAAUUUUUAAUAUAAUUUUUGAGAUUAUUUGUCCCUAUUGAUUUUCUAUCUGAUAUAGUUUUAGAAUGACAUUCCUUUUGUUUUGUCAAACUCUCAAUUAGUUACCAUGGGGACUCUUAUUUGAGACUCUUUACAAACCAAAUUUAAAAGUGGAAAAUCAGUACUCUUCAUUUCUAAAAUAAUCUGCUCAUUUCCCUAGUUAUGGUAUUUCAUAUUUGUUUAGAGAUAGAAUAGUGAACAUUUGAAUAAAUUUGUCUUUUUCUUUGUUUGUAGGAUAGUACUGGUGAAUUUUGAGUUACUGCACUCCACCAUAAAGUAGAACUUAUCAAAUAGUCUAAAAUAAGAUUGAAUGUGGCAAGGUUUCAACUGUUGACCUUAACUUUGCACCUAUUCUCUCUCUAUAAUUAAAAAAAAAAAACAUAAAUGUAGCAUUCGAUUUGUAUGCAUGGCUUAGAACUACCAAUAUUUGGUAAACUUAGUUCAAUAAAGCUUUAAUUCAUCAUAUGUUCAUACAAACAUGUUUUCUGUUGGCCUAGCACUGCUGCAUACCUGUGAGAGAUGGUACUGCAAAAGGCAGAGAUUUAACCUAGGUUGAUGGUAUCUGUAAUGUGUGGUUUAAGAAAACCGAGUUGAUUUGAAUUCUGCCUCUCUACUGUAUAAAGAACACACACAGCUAGCGAAAAUGGUUUCAGUUAACCUGUGCAACUCUUGGUUGGCCACAUUGUAUUACAGUAUAGCUUUAAUAGUCCUGGAGUACUUUCUUUUCUAACCCCACUGGAUUUACUUGCAGAAUUGAAAAUGAAUUCUUCAUUGGUUCAAAUACCUGGUGAUUUACUAAUUAAUCUCUCAUUUGUGUAUUAGUAAUCACCUGCAUUUACUCAGUUCAGUAUUAACAAAGCUUUUCACUAUUAUCUUCCAUUUUCUUAUGACCUUUCAGUAUUACAAUAUUCAAAAACCCCUCAAUUUUGUCAUCAUUACAUUCCUUUUCUUCACCCCAAUCUCCAUUAUAUUUUAGAGAACCACAGUUGUUGAAGUGUUGACAGUUCAUGUUUGGCCACUUGCACUGUACUGUCAAAGACGCUGGACUUUUAAUGGUAUUAUCUACCUGACUAUUAAUUAAGUAUAACGGAUGUUACACUGCUGUAAGCAUUAGGAAUGCUAUGAUUAAUGAAUGGCAUUAGCAUGGAGUACCAAAGUUCAGAUUCCUUCAAGAGUUUUUGAAGAAAGUGGGAAAGAAAUCAUUAUAUUAUUUUAUUGGUAUGUUUACAAUGGGAAAACAUUAAAAAAAUGUUGUUGCAAACUUACAACAAAAGAACAGGAUAUAACUGCCACUUCUAUUUUUAAAUUGUGUGUAAUUGGACAAGAUGCUUCCAAAGAUUUGUCUUCCUUCAUUUCCAGUAUUUAUACAUUAACAAUUUUAUGUAUAAAGUAUCCAGUGCUUGUAUGUCUUCCUUAGAAGUUUAGUCACUCAUCAAUCUUCUGACCUGUCAUUAGUGAUUAUUUAUUCAAAUUCUCCCAUAAAAUAACAAAAAAUUUAAUCCAUACAUGUUUAAAAAAAGAAAAAGCUCAACUUUUCCUUAAUAUACAUACACAUUUGUGUAUAAGCUAAAAUCAAUGUAGUCAAAAACAUCAAACAGUAUCAACUGCAUUUUGGAUGUAGAUUCAUUCGUCUCAUACCAGCCUAUGAAAAGACAGAAAAUAAAUAAUAUACGCACAUAUAACCAUGUGUGUGUGUAUAUAAAAGAAGUCAAAAAUACCUGUAGCUGUGUAAGAAAAAAAAUUGUAAUUGUUCAGUGUUUUUUUAAGGGAAUUGAUUAAAUAUGGAAUAAUUUCCAUAAAGAGCAAUCAUUCCUAAAUAUACUUCAGUAGUCAUGAAGAAUUUUAAUCCAAAUUUUUACAAAAAGAUACGAAAAUUGUUUCCUUUAUAUUUUUGUCUUCCAUACACUUGUGUAUAUGUGUAUGUAUGCAUUUGUUUAUUUGAAGGAUCUCACAUUGUUUUUUUUUUUUUUUUUUAAAUCAAUGGAAUUACUCAUUUUAAUUCCAUAGAAUUAACAUGGCACUGACAAAACUGGGCUCUUAAAUUACAGGUAUAGUCCACCCUAAAGGCGUCUGUACAGUUUCUGUCUACUUAAUUUUUCUCAGGGCGCUUAUUUCAAUUGAAGGCUAAUGUAGAAAUCACUGAAGGAGCCAACAGGGUAUUAACCCAGAUUCACAUAAUUGUAAAGUGAACUUCUUAACCACUCAGUCAUAUUCACACACACACACAUGCAUUUCGUAUUAGGGACACAAUCAGAUGUUUCUUUUUUUCGAUUUUUUUGACAUAAAUAGAAGAUAUUGUGGCUGAGAUAUAGAAUUAAAGGAACAUAUUUAGCUAUGGUUGUCUUUUAAAUUGUUUUGUAAAUAUAUAUAUAUAUAUAUAUAUAUAUUUGAAAUACUUAUAAAGUUUGUUUAAGUCUAAAAUCAGUUUAUUGUUGCAUUUUCCUCCUGAAACUUGUGCCAAAUUCAUAUAUUUUAAGACGUUUGGUUGAAACUUGUUUGUUUUGACUAUAUGUGUCUGUUUUACACAAUAAAAAAUGUGGUGGAUGUUGUGGCUUGUCUCAUUGUUCUUUUGUCAUGUUAAAGACAACAAAACAGGGCCAUUGCUGAUUAUGUCUUCUGGUUUUCCAGUUACAGUAUAAAAAGUAAGGAUACCUUUCCAUCAAUCACAUGAAAAAAAGUCCUGCUUUGGUUUUUUUUUAAGAAUCUGAUGCCCCCACCCAGGUGGUGGAUUAUGAAAUUUGAAAAGAAAAAAUUUGUUGUAAAAUAAUUUCUUUUAUUGUAUUCGUUAUUAAAUAAUAUAUUGAACUUUUGUUAAAAUUAAAUCCCUUAUUGAUAUUUGUAAACACAAUAAUAGGAAUUUGGGAAAAGGAUUAUGUUUAGUGCCUUAGUCUGACUUACUGGGUGGUGGGGUUGUUUUCUAAAUAAAGAAAUGUCUUUCAUUUUAUUUGUUUGUUUAUUUAAAUGGAAGCCAUGCCUACAAGUGAAUUCCCUGGUUUCUUUUAUCUGCCACUCCUUGGCUCCACUACAGAUUCAGGUUGUAUUCAAUGCUUUUGAUCAUUGAAAUAUUCAACACAACAUACAAUAAUAUUCACUGCUUUGUGUGAAUUGCAUUAUAUUUUCUAUUCCCCACCCAAACAUAUUAUUAAAUGUGAAAACAUAUCAGAGACUUGGCCCUGCUUCUAAUUAGCCCCAUGAAAAAAUGUCAGAUCAAAAUUGAUUAUUUACUGUUACGAAGCUGAUUUAAUUGUUAUUGUCAUAAUGUCUCCCACCACUCUUACAUUUAUUUAUUUUUUUAGUAGUUCAAACAAAAUGGAGUCGAGAAGGGCAGAUAACUGUUCUUCCUUGGCACAUGAAAUCCUUAAAACACAAAGCAGUUCAUGAAGAUGUUUUUAAAUCAUUCAAAAUGAUGAAAAGAACAAAAUUUAGGAAUAAAAGGAGACAUUAUAUAUAUAUAUUUAUCCAAGUUUGUUUAAAAUUCUGCCAGGCAAGAUACGAAGAUUAACAGGCUAAAUGCCAUCUAAACAGUUCAUACCUUCCCCUUUCACUGUUAUAAACCCUGCUGGAUUAAUUUUAUAUAUAAUCCUUUUGAAGACAAUGAACGACAUCAGAAUAUGUGGGAGUUAGAUUCACUUUGAUGUUCAAACUAACAGUAUAUUGUUGAUUUUGUGCCAAGUCUAUUAUUAUUAUUGCCUAUUCUGUUACAAUACUUGUAAAGAUAUUUAUAUUCACACACACACACAAGGUGUUGUUAUGGAUACCAUUAAACAACUACCUGCAUGCAAUAUUAGCCAGUCUGUUAUCUCACACCUAUUUUACAUAGAUAAAUAUUAUCAAUCCCUAUGCAUUUCCUUAACAAAUAUAAUUUGGUACAUUUUCUUUAAGUUAUAUGCACUCACACACAUACAUAGACAUAUAUACACAUGUAUGCAUACACACACAAAUAUAUAAGCUGAUUUGUAUGUAUUAUUAAACUGAAUUUAGCCAGCUGCUGAAGGCUUAGCUGUGCUAAUAUAUACACAUACGUAUAUGUUCAUACAUAUAUAGCAAAUAUUUACUCCACUCUCUAGCGUGAAUGAACCACAAGAAUCUAAACAGUGGUGGGCUGGGAUGGAUAUUUUAUUAACUUUCAAUAUAUUGGGGUGUGAUAGGGAGGGUCUAACAUUGCCAGUUAGGUGCAAGAUUAUUUAUGUAUAAAUACCUAACAAUGUUCUGGGAUAUUUUAUUUUGUGCCCUUUUGCAUUUUUACAUCUCCAUUGAUAUUUAAAAAUUUUUUAAUUAGAUUGUUAGUAAUAAAAUGCUAAUUAGAUGUUUUAUUGUGUCUAGUUGAAAAACUCACUUCUCUGGGUUCAAAUACUGCUGGGGUUCACUUUAUCACGCAUCCAUCAAGGGUCAAUAAAACAUAAUCAGUAAAUUGUGAAGUUGAUUCAUUCAACUACAUCCCCCUCAUACAUAAAUUGGCCCAUUGCACCUAGUCAAAAGUAAUCCGCAAAAGUCUAAGUCAUGUUUUGUUUUAAUUUUUUAUUCUUCUACAUCUUGAAGAGGGAGAAAAAAUUUUGAUCUUAAGAGAAAAAAAAUUGUAUAAGUUAAUUUCCUAUUCUCUCACUUCAACAUGGAAAAACGUAUGUUAUAAUUUUAUAACACUUUUUUUGUUUAUAUUUUGUUGUCAUUUUUGUGUUAUUUUCUACUUGCAGUCAUUAAUUGUAUAUCAUUUCUAAAGUAUCAAUAAAUCAAUAUUACUA